This is a messenger RNA of Heterotrigona itama, 5262 nucleotides long. Lineage: Eukaryota; Metazoa; Arthropoda; Insecta; Hymenoptera; Apidae. The record is from the annotation of a GenBank genome assembly.
CGGGAAUAGUGAUGACAUUUGUGCUGUGUUAUAUUUCGUAUUAAAUAUUAUCAACUAUUUGAUUACAGCAUAAUAAAUAAUAUGCAAAUUUGUUUAUUCCAUUACAGUGUAAUGAAACGUCAUAAUAAAUUCAUUUAUUAUAAUUACUAAUAAAACCUCUACGCAUAUAAGCUUUGAAUGAAAAUUCAUAACCUCAAAAGAAAAAGGAUACCUAAGAAUUGUGUGUAAUUUGUGUAAUCUACAUGAGUCUUCAUAAUGGAUAUCGUAGCAACACAAAUUUAUGAAGAUUAUGAUUCCACACCGACACAAAAAAUUUCUUAUUCGACUCAACAAGAUAAAACUCAGAUUGGAGUGUUAUGCAUAGAUUCUACCACAUUUCCAAUCAAAAAAGGAAUUAAUCAAAUUGGCAGACAUCCAGAUUGCUGUAUAGUAUUGAAUAAUCCAACGGUAUCUGCGAAACACGCGGAGAUUGAAGCUAAUAAUCAUGAAACUGCAUCAUGGAUAUGUGACCUGAAUUCUUCCAACAAAACAAAAUUAAAUAAUUUAAUUUUGAGGCAAAACCGUUACUAUGAGCUCAAAACUGGAGACGUGUUAGAAUUUGGUAUGGUACGGGCAGUUUUCAAAAUCUCUCCUUCAUUGAAUGAUUCCUUAAUACCAGAAACUCCAGCACCAAAUCAUCAGAAAGUCCAGCAAAGGGUCAUUCCUGGGACACCUGAUUCAUCAUUGAGCAAUUCAUCCACCAACGUUUCAGUAAUUUCUGCUACCCAAGAUGAAAGGAAAAAAUCUGUAUUUCAAUAUCCAACAUUGCAUCUGAGGACUUCUACUAGCAGCGUUCGAAAAAGUAACGUUCAGAACUCUUCUGUCGAUGAUCAAGAUAAUUCUCAAAGUUUUGGUGUAAAAAAACAAAACGUAGGUGAAUCGAGAAUUAGUAUUUACGACAUGGAGACGCAAAAGUUCUCGUGUAGUUCUUAUAAUAAAACGAAUGUUGAUAUUCACGAUGCUGAGGGUCAACAAAUUUGUAUUUUAAAUAACAUCAAAAAUUUUACAAAAUUUGUGCAGGAACAAAAUGUUGACAUGGGAAAGCAAUCGAAAAUAGGAGCACCAGAAGAAGUUACUGAUAUUCAUGAUAUAGAAACGCAGCACGAUAUAGAUAUUGAAACAGCCAAAAAGAUCAGUAUUCGUAAUUCUAAAACUCGAGAUAAUAGUAUCCGAGAUAGUGAAAAAUUUGAAAAAACAGGAAUUGAAGAAGAAAAAAAUUCAGCAAUGGAAGGGAGAAGUAAUGUUAAUAAUAUAGUAAUACAAAAAAAGAAGGCUAAUGAUAGCACAUCUCAUUGUAAUAUCACUAAUAAAGGUAAAAAUAAAAGUGAAAAAUUGUCAGAUAUUGAGAAAGAUUUGCCAAAACGUUUAGAGGUUGUUGAAAUAAGCGAAGAUGAUGCUUCCGAAUUUGACAUGAGUCGAAAUUUGCUUAGUCCAAAAGAUUUAGAAGAGUUUGAAGAAUUUAUUGAGGAUAAUAACCUAUCUGAUGAAAUAAAGUCAACAUCACCGAUUUCUAUAAAAGCUUCAUGCGUAAAUAAUGAUAGCGGUGUGAACAGUAAAAGUAUCGAUAAUGAAAACAUAUAUGAAGCAGCAACACAGGUCAAUAAAAUUGAUAAGAAUGAUUUCAGGGCAUCUUUAGCUGAUAAUUCUGAUGAUACCGAUAAUGAGGCUGUGUUUCAGAGGUAUUUACGCAAUGACAGUCAAGAAAGUAAAAAAUCUUCAAACCUUCAAGUGUCUGAUAGCGACGAUUCAAUUACGGAUGAGGAAGGUCACUUCACAGAAAUAGCUGCAAAGAUGAAAAAAGCCAUAGAAACUUCAUUAGAAAUACGACAUAACAGGAGUAAAGAAAUGAAAAACAGUAAUUCAAGUAGAGAUUCUGAAGAUCUGUUCAACGUGCUUACUCAACCAUCAAAUAUGAAGAACGAAAAUUCAUCGUUCAAAUGUAAUAAAAAAUCAAAAGAUAAUGAAGAUGAAAAUCAAGUAGAUUCUGAUAGUCCAACACAAGUAAUUGAUAAGAAAGGUACCAAAAAUAAUAUGGAAGUAAGUGAGGAAAUAGGAAUAGAGGAAAUCGAUGAUAUAGUAUCAACUCAAAUUCUUCCAAUGAAUAAAUCUUCCUUUAGAGAAACUAGUUCUAUUAUUUCAACCAGAAACAAUAAAGAUUCUAAUGAAGAUAUUACUGAACUGAAAUACAACAGACCUACUCAGAUAAUUAACACUGAAGAAAAAGUGCUAGACGUGAGCAAUAACGAACCUCUUACUUCGUCAAAUUCUUCGAUAUCAAUUACAGUGGAAGAAUAUAAUACUGAAAACAUCGAUUACGAAAUGGCAUGUACUCAACCAAUUGGUGAUAUUGAGAAACAAAAAUCUGUGCCAUCAGUUACUGAUAAAAAUGAAAACAAGUCGAAAUCGGCUACAAUAAAUUUUGAUGAUAGUGUAGAAAGGAAAUUGAAAGUAAUGUUUGAAAAUACAAUGGAAGAACAUAUUGAAGAUCAACCACAAAUAUCAAUACAGGCUCUUGAAAAUAUACUAGAAUUGUCACAAAGUGAGGAUGAAUCACCUAAUGUGAACAGUGAUACAACUGUUAGCAGAAAAGCAAAGAAAUCCAAAAAAGGAAGAAAAAGCAAACCAGCAAUAGUUAAGACAAGUCCCAGUUCUGUAUCGCAUAAAGAAAGUUGUAAUUCUCCUCUUUCUUUACGACGACAUAAUAUUUCAAAUUCGGAGUCUGUCAGAAAUAUAAUUAACAAAGGAAGCGAAAAAGAAACUGAAGAUUUAUUAAUAUCAAACUCGGUGCCUACGGAUUUGUCAACACCCAAAUCUACAAUUGAAAAUCCAUCGAUUCCAAAAUCUCUCUGUAAACAUCCUUCAACAUCAAAAUCUGUAUCUAAAGAUUCUUCAACACCAAAAUCAUUAGGGCAAAAAUAUCUCAAAGAAUCAAAAAUAGUUAAAACGUAUCAAGAAGAAACUAAUAUGCUUAAACACGAUAACGAUAAAUUGAAGAAUGUAGAUGAUCAAGAAUCGAAUACAUCAAUCAAUGGUGAGCAAUAUCAACAAAUCUCUAAAUUACUAAUGAGCGAAGAUGAUAUAUUAGCCGGUUUACCUGAAGUUAGAAUUUCAGGUACUUUAUCGAAUCCACCAAGUCCAACUUCGUCUGAAUAUAGAAUCAAUAUUAAUAAAAACCGGGCGAAACAAAUAUCCAUAAAACUUGCGCCAAAAAAAAGAAGAAUUUCACGAAGAACACUUGAUCAUAGAAUUACAGAAAAUGCUACUCAUACUAUUAUUGAACCAAAUUCCAUGGCUACUUCGGAAAGUUCAUUCAUAAACAAUCUCAGUGCUGAUAAAAUAUCUGUCUGCGAAAAAAAAGUGGAAAAGGAAAUACUGGUUGAAAAAGCAGCUGCUGAACCUGCGAAAGAAAAUGUAAUAAAGACAUGCUUUCAAAAAAGAUCACUUAGUAUGACGGAUGUUGUCGAUAAUAGUAGUUCGAAAAAGCGUAAAGAUGAUGUUGAUGAAGAUGUGUCUGUUGAAAACAGAAAUAGAAAAACAAUCAGUGGAAGAAAGUCUGCAAAUAUUCUGGAAUUUAUUGUUAGAAAAAACUUAUCAAACAAUGGAAAAAUGGGUGAAGAAGCCAAUUUAAAUAAAGAGGCGAUUGUAAAAGUCGAGAGAAUUUCUCUGUCUACUCCAACAGAAUUAAUAUCAAGUACUCCAAUUAAAUCAGUGAUUGAAGAUGAUAAUAGAAAUAGAAACAGACAAAAUCGACAUAAAAAUGUUGUAAAUAGUCAAAUCGCUUCAAGUACUUCAACUAAAGAAAAUGAAAGAACUAUCCAAAAUGUAGAAAUGCGAAGAGGUCGAAGGGUAACAAAAAAAGCUAAACCUUCAGUUGAUGAUAUCAGUUCUGAAGUUGGUGAAGAAUCUCAAGAAGUAGAAAUGAUUAUGAAUGGUGCACUCAAAGAACAAAAUACCAAUUCAAAUACAAAAACAAAGAAAGAUACACAGAAAAAUGCAAGAAUGCGAAGCACUAGAAAACGUGCGAACACAAAUGUUGACACAGAUACAAAUAAUACGGAGACCAGUAGUAUUUCUUCCGUUGUAUCUGAAUCUGAUAACGCAUAUUUCGAAGUACCCAUUUCGAGGAACAAACGAGCGAAAGUUACUAAAAAUUCUUUAACCGUAACUAAUACUAAUGAAUACAUUAAAGAAACAAGGGAGAGAAACAAACGAUCGACUAGAUCAACUCGAGGUCAACAAUCAAUUAUGGAUUCUUCUGUAAAAGAAAGCACAGAAACUAUUGCUAAUAAAACUAAUUUAGAUAAUAGUACUAAAAAUACUUUGAAUGUAAUUAAUACUAUGGUAAAUAAAUCUAUUAAAGAAACAAAGAGAAACGGCAAACAGUUGACUAAAUCGUCUCGAAGCCAACAAUCAAUUACAGAUUCUUCAAUUAUAGAUUCUACAGAAGAAAAUACAAAAAAUAAUCGAACUGGGUUAGGUACUAGCAAAACGAAUAGUUUGAAAGAUAAACGGCAAAUGCAGACGACAGGAAAAGCUAAAAACAACAAACAACGGCAAAAAGAUUUUAUAGAGGAGACUAGUUCAGAAACGAAUACCAGCAACGAAACUACAUCAAUAUUUUCAACGCCUAGUAGAACACGUAGAAGUAUGUCUUCUUCAUUUGCAAUGCAAUCACCAUUGAGAAUAAAGCAUAAAAUCUUAUUUACUGGUAUUUCAAGUAACGAUUAUAGCAAAUUAUUAACAAAAUUAGGUGCAUCUCAAGUUAACAAUCCAACAAAGUGCACUGUACUGGUGACAGAUAAAGUUCGCCGAACUGUUAAAUUCUUAUGUGCUUUAGCGUUAUCUGUACCAAUAGUUUCAGUUGAUUGGUUGAUUACUAGUGAAAAAACUGGUCAUUUCAUAGAAUUAGAAAAUUAUAUAUUAAAAGACCCUGCUGCUGAAACUAAAUUUCGUUUUAAAUUGGAAGAAAGCUUAGAAAAAGCAAAAGAACAUAAACUUUUGGAGGGAUAUACACUUGUGGUAACGCCAAACGUGAUACCACCACCAUUAGAAUUAAAAAAUAUAAUCAUUUCAUGUGGUGGUAAAGCUUUGUUUCGACCACCGUCAUUGUGGCGUCAAAAUUCAAUAAUUAUUUCUCACGAAGAAGACUUGACAAAUGCAAAGAAAUUUCUUCAAAAAGCACCUAAAACUGUUACCGUUCAUUCGACAGAAUUCGUAUUAACU